UUUUUUUUUUUUUGCCGACCCCUCUUUCUCUCAACAAAUGCCCUUUAGGAAGAAAGAAAAGAAAAAAGAAAACGCCUGCUUUCCCGAAUGAAUACGACAAUGGGAUUUGAUGUUUUUGAGAGAAAUAAUUAAUUAAUUAAUUAAUGUAUUUUUUAAUCGGUUGAGCAAAUGGAGGGGUCCAUCAUUUGAGGAAUCCAACCCCCUUCUUGCAUUACUAAAUACCUUUUUUCCCCUCUUUUCUCUGCAUAUGUCUCUUGAUUAACUUUUGGUGUAUAUAUAAGUAAUAUUUGUGUGGGUUUUUGUGUGUGUAUUCAUCUUUUCUCUUCUCCAUUUUUAGGGUUUUGUACAGUCAACUUGCCUUCUUUGGGUUUUCUUCAGAAUUUGGAUCUUUUUUAUGAAAAAUCGUCGGAUUUUUGGGUUCGGAAGUAUUAAAUCAAUGCCAGAAGGAAGCAAUAUAGCCGAACAAGAAGAAGAUGAAUUAAAUCAGAGUGGAUCUAAUUUGUCUGAUAAAGAAUCUCAGGAUGCAGAUUAUUCACACAUUCCUUCCCUCAGCCACGAGCUAGAAACUCUAAUCUUCGCUCGAUUGCCAAGAUCGGAGCAUUGGAAACUAUGCUUUGUCAACAAGUCAUGUUUGUCCCUUGUUAAAACCGGCGAACUCUACAAGAUCAGACGAGACAUAGGACUCAAAGAACCUUCCGUUUUCAUGUUCGCCAGCGGGGAAAGCAGCUGGUGGGCCUUCGACCGCGAGUUCAUGUCCUUCCGGAAGCUUCCGGUACUUCCCUCAGACUCUUGUUUCUUAUCCGGAGAUAAGGAAUCCCUCUGUGCCGGGACCCACCUCCUCGUUUCUGGCCGAGAGAUCGAAGGUCUAGUCAUUUGGAGGUACGAGCUGGCGGAGAACAAAUGGGGUAAGGGCCCAUCAAUGAUCUGGCCAAGAUGCUUGUUCGCGUCGGCGACUUGUGGGGCUCGUGCCUACGUAGCAGGGGGCAUGGGGGCCAUUUCGCGGAACGAAGUGUACGACUCGGCCGAGAGGUACGAUCCUGACCGUGGGUCGUGGGACCCACUUCCGAAGAUGAAGAAGAGGAGGAAAUUGUGUGCCGGGUUUUAUAUGGAUGGUAAAUUCUACGUGAUUGGAGGUAGAAAUGAAAACGGCGAACUAACAUGUGGAGAAUUUUUUGAUGAAACGAGGAACAGAUGGGAAUUGAUACCGGAGAUGCUGAAAGAAGAUUCCGUACAGUCAUCUUCGCAUUCUCCUCCUCUUCUUGCAGUGGUGAAGAACGAGCUGUACUCUCUAGAAACUUCUACGAACGAGCUGAAGGUAUACUUGAAGAAGACAAAUACGUGGCGGGGGUUGGGACGGGUCCCGGUGAGAGCAGAUAGCAAUAGGGGUUGGGGAGUUGCGUUUAAGUCCUUGGGGGAUGAGUUAUUGCUUAUUGGGGCUUCAUCUGCUGGUAAUUAUAUGGCUAUUUACACGUGCUGCCCUGUGGAUUGUGAGUCCGGUGAGAUGGAAUGGAAGCUUCUAGAUGGCGGUGGUAGAAGUCGACUCAGCCAUUUUAUUUUGAAUUGUUCGGUUAUGGUAGCUUGAGGGAGGGAGCAAUGACACUUUGUAAUCAUAAGUCACUCUACCCUCCUCUGUUUUACUCUGUAUAAUUCACUUUCUUGAAAUGUGUCAUUUUAUCCUAC
This is a messenger RNA of Erythranthe guttata (spotted monkey flower), 1680 nucleotides long. Lineage: Eukaryota; Viridiplantae; Streptophyta; Magnoliopsida; Lamiales; Phrymaceae. The record is from RefSeq and is a predicted model, not a curated record.